CGCCAUGGCGACGCGGGACGCGCGGGGCCGGGCCCGCCAUGGCGGCCUACGGGCGGGGGGUGCGCGUCGGGAACUGGCUGGAGGACCUGCACGAGCAGGAGGAGCUCCUGAGGGAUUUUAUCAGUAGGAGAGAACGAGGGCAGCUUUUAAUGCAGAGAUUAGCCAGACUUCAAGAGAAUAUUUUGAAGAAGGUAAAGCUAUCAGUGUCUGUUGAUGGACUGGUUCACUUUGGGGACACUGUGAUGGUGAUGAACCCAGACACCAAAACCCCGGAGGCGAAGGACGAUGAAACACGUGGUGACCUGACCUUGGCAGUGGAUAUGGAGGAAAUAUCCCUGUUUUCCGAUGACCCACCGCAAGUCUCACGUGGACUGAGCGCAGUCAAGAGCGUGAACCCUGUGGGUCGAAAUAGUUUCUGUAUCGUAAGUGCUGAUGGAAGUGAAGUGGGUGAACCACUUAGAUUUGGGCAAAACUUUCUUCUUGGGACAACAGGAGGGAUUUCUGACACAAUGUUUUAUCUAGGAAGUGACCACAAAACAUUCACAGCAUUUGCUAAAAAAUCUCGCCUUCAGCCGGUAUUUUUGACAGGUGAGGAUUCCUAUUUGACUUGCUGGCAAGCUGCCUUCCUGGAUCCACAGCUGCGUCUUGAAUACGAAGGAUUUCCAGUUCCUGCAAACACUAAAAUUCUAAUUACUCAUUGUUAUACUAAUCGGAACUUAGCCAUUCCAAGGAACUUUUGUGUAUGGUCUUAUUUUGGAAAAGAAUGUGAAGUUGUUUGUCACAAUUACCUGGACUCCCACAAAGUUGAAGAAUAUAAGAAUUACUGGGAAAUAAUUACAGGAAACCCUGGUGCAGAAGGUGGUACAAUGAUUGAUAGACGCAAACCUCACCCAGAUGGGUAUAAGAAUGAAGAACUUUCCUGAAAAAACAGAGAAUAUAAAAAUCCAAGACUACAUCCAAUAAGAGGUUGAUGAGACUCUGAUUCUUGAUAUUUUUUUUUUGCUGUUUAGAUUUUAGUUUUAGAGAUGUUUGUUUUAAAAAUGGAAAUGAAAGUCUACCAUUAGUAAUAUUGCAUGAUCUUAUUAACUCAUCAAGGUUAUGCAGUGGGCAAAAAACUACUAACAUUUGACGAACCACUCAUCAAAAAUUUGUGAAUCAGGAAGGGUUCAUUUUCCCAUUUCCACUUUCACUGAUAGGAAAAAAUGCCAGAAUCCAGGAAAUCUAAUAGAUUUAUAUGAAAUUAUUUGCUUUCAGGAUAUAUUUAACCAAUUCUUCCAAAACCAAACAAGUGUCACACUUUUUAAAAGAGUGAGCAUACAGUUACCAAAACAUUGACAACAAAACACAUACAAAGCUCUAAUGGGAUACUUUGACAUUUAAAGUUCAUCAGAAAGAAAGCUGGUUGUUUAGCUUGUUCCCCACUCUGUCUAGCACAAUUUUGCCAAUUAUUACAUCAUAAGUGAGAUUUCUUCAUCUUGAGAUUGGCUUCUGAUUUAUGGAUAUAAAUUGAGUUUUCUAUGCUUGUCCAUGUAUUCUAAAUUCCUAAAUAUCAAGUAAUCAAGAACUCGAACACGGUGAUAGAGACUAGAGACUUCUGACAGCCUCUUCCAUACAUCACUGUAUUCCAUUUGCCUCUCACUCACAGCAUUUUUCAAUCUGUAAUAAUUUCUAACAAGUUUGAGAGCAAUGUAAAAUUGUCAAAGAAAAUUAGGCACCUAGAAGUUUCAUGAAAAUAAAAGCCAAAGCAGAAAACAAAGAAGAGUCACUGUAAGUUUAUCCAGUAAGAAGAAGAUUGUUACUACCUAAUUUGACACCAGAGAAUCCACAUUAAAAAAAAUUGCCUUAAAAGAGUAAAAAUUUCAGCUGAAGCUCACCUUUUUCUUAAACAACAAAAUCAAUCAAGCAUAAGAUGCAAAGACUUGGAAAACAGAAGUCAUUAUUUCGUAGUUACCUGUCUUUAUCUGGAAGUUUAAGCAGCACCACAGAGACUCUUUUAAUGUAUGACAUUCCAUUAUAUCCAUUUAGUUAACUCACAUGUAUACAUAUUUCAUCUCUUACUGUACCACAAGAACAGGCUCUUUCUGCACAAAGUAAGUGAAUACUUGAGUAAAAUACUAUGUAGAGCUCCAUUCUCAAAAGAUCCCAAAGAUCUUCAGUGAUCAUAAAGGUCAAAUAAAACUUUUAAAGUUUCACCAAAACAAACCCACUAAACAUUCACAAAAGAUAGGACUGAUCCAAAUAUAUCUUCAAGAUCUAUUCCCAAAUAGUCUGUUUCAAACCCACUGGCAAGGCUUAAAAAGUUCUUGCCUUUAUUCAGUUUAAAUAAAAUCAGCAGACUGCAGCAUCAGUUAAUGAGCACUUGGCAUACAGGAUCUCAGAGCAGGAGACAUUAGGGUGCUGUGACAUGCAGGUUUGCUUUGGGGCACUGUACUGCAGAGGACAGUUUUUGAAUAACACUCCUUGUGUGCAAACCUUUACAGAUCUAAAAUAUCUCAAAGUAGCCUUAGGAACUUACUCUGUCCCUUUUUGUGCAGAGAUAUGUAACCUGAUGUGUGGCAAAUAAUGCAUGUUUCUUUAGAGGCCCUUUUAAUCCUCCAACUUUCAGAGGUUAAAAUUCUGCACAUUUUCACAACAGACUGACAUAAAUCUGCUUAUAUUUUGUAGGCAUUAAACUAGUAAAACUGUAACUGCAUAAGUACACUGCAGUGUUUCUAAUUUGACCAUUGUGGACUUUUACUGGUAUUAGAUACAGCUAUUUCAGCUCUGGCUAAGUCUCUUUCCUCUGGGUGAAAUGUAAGAAACAAGAGGCCUUAAACCAAAACCCUUUCUGAAACACAGCUUCGUGUGAACUCAUGCAGGAAUGAGAACUGUGUGGGCAGAGUGCCUUGGCUGGCUAAUGUCAUGGAUAAGAGUGUUUGUGUGUGUAUUUGUGUGGAAGGAAAGCAAUGCAGGCUGUACAAAAACAAGUUGUGUAAAGUCUUAGAGGAAAACCAGAGAGAUAAACAGAUACAGAAAUGAAUACAAAAGCAGGUAAUGUUGGAAUUAGGUGCUGAUUAAAAGUGGCUUGGAGACUCUCAUCUGUGUUUUGAUCACUCUGUGCUCAUUGGGAAGGACUUUCUGAGCUGUUGGAAAAUAAACAGGAUUGAAUUCAUAA
Messenger RNA from Chiroxiphia lanceolata (lance-tailed manakin), 3154 nucleotides. It is a transcript of the gene CFAP161, whose product is annotated as cilia and flagella associated protein 161. Bases 39 to 923 code for a protein of 294 amino acids. NCBI's taxonomy places the organism in Eukaryota, Metazoa, Chordata, Aves, Passeriformes, Pipridae. The record is from RefSeq and is a predicted model, not a curated record. Gene Ontology annotation, cellular component: motile cilium. Gene Ontology annotation, biological process: cilium assembly. The transcript is spliced from 7 exons.